AUGUUCCGAAUUACACGCGCUGAGCCCUGGGCCAUUGACACAGGCAAUUGGUGCCUAUUCUCAUCGGAGCCCAAGCUGUGCUUCCAAAUAACCCAAGGGUCCUCCUGGAAGCAAGACUCUAUGUUCCCGGUAUACAACAUCUGGAGCCCCGCAUACUUCGGCAUCUCGCUUCCACAGCCAGAUUCGAAGCCAUAUAAGCUGAGCUGCAACGACCUUAUUGUGACGAGCUACGAUGACGAUAUAGCAUCCCUAAAGGUCGGAGACACCGGGGCAAUUCCGUUUGAGGCCGAAAACACCAUUGGUGGUAUUGACGUCGACUACCCCGGCUUCCUGUGCUGCAGGUGUUGCCUCCGGUAUCGAGGGUGGGUGACCUUGGCUAAUGGCGAACUCUGGCGAUUCGACGAAAACGACCAGUCGUAUUACCAGUUCCAGCGUGUACAUAAGGGUGUAGAUGAUGGGAAGUUCCCAAAAGUGUACCCUAAGACGCUCAUAUGGGAGCGUUUUCGCGACUGGGAAUCCGGAUAUGGAGAGGCCCCGGCGGAGGUUCCAUUCAUUAUGGACCGGGAUACGCGCCUGUGCCGGGUUAACCUGGAACACCGGGGACGGCACUGGGAUACUUCUGGGCUUAUAGCUCCCGUUAUUGCUAUUAUGAAUCGAGAAGGUCUUGUCUUUGUCGAUGGAUUAGAGCAUGGUCAUGAGAUUGAGACUGCUAAUCUUCGGGAACUAGUUCUAAUGACGGGCCUUACGGUUGCGAAAUUUGAACGCCCGGCUUUAGAGCAGUGA
Penicillium canariense is the source of this 783-nucleotide messenger RNA. RefSeq lists its product as uncharacterized. The coding region runs from base 1 to 783 and encodes 260 amino acids. The transcript has a single exon. The record is from RefSeq and is a predicted model, not a curated record. NCBI's taxonomy places the organism in Eukaryota, Fungi, Ascomycota, Eurotiomycetes, Eurotiales, Aspergillaceae.